This is a messenger RNA of Fomitopsis serialis, 342 nucleotides long. RefSeq lists its product as uncharacterized. The coding region runs from base 1 to 342 and encodes 113 amino acids. NCBI's taxonomy places the organism in Eukaryota, Fungi, Basidiomycota, Agaricomycetes, Polyporales, Fomitopsidaceae. The transcript has 2 exons. The record is from RefSeq and is a predicted model, not a curated record.
AUGAAGGGAAGACAUACCGCAUCAUCACGACGCAAUGUCCUGGAGCAAAAGCUUAAAAAUGCAAAACUCGCUUGGGAGAACAAGUGCUUCAACGUCGACUCAUUCCAAGGCAACGAGCAAGCAUACAUCCUCAUCUCCAUCCAUCGUGCGGACAAACUUGGCUUCCUCGCCAACUUGCGACGAUUAAAUGUCAUGCUCUCGCGCUGCAAACGCGGCAUGGUCAUCUGCACAAGCCGGGCAUUCAUGGAGGGCAAGGCCAGAUCCUCGCUCGUGGGCCAACUCGCGAAGGAAUGGGAGGACGGACGGGUUUCCUGGCGGGACACGUUGCGGGGCAGGUUCUAA